AUGGAUUCUAGAAGAGGAGCUGGUAUGGUUUCAAUAUCUCCUUCACACACGCCAAAAUCGAGUGAUAAGGCAGCUAGGGAUCUACGAUUUGCUGAGGGGAAUAUGAGCGGAAAGCAUGAUAAAGAUAAGGGCGUUAAUGUUCAGGUCAUUGUGCGGUGCAGGCCAUUGAGUGAUGAUGAGAUGAGAUUGAAGACUCCAGUGGUGGUAACUUGCAAUGAGGGCAGAAGAGAAGUAUCAGCUGUUCAAAAUAUUGCUAAUAAGCAAAUUGAUAGGACAUUUGCGUUUGAUAAGGUAUUUGGUCCAACAUCCAAACAGAAGGACUUGUAUGAUCAGGCAGUGUGUCCAAUUGUCUUUGAAGUAUUAGAGGGCUACAACUGCACAAUUUUUGCAUAUGGUCAGACAGGAACUGGAAAGACUUACACAAUGGAGGGGGGUGGAAGGAAAAAGAAUGGGGAAUUUCCGAGUGAUGCAGGUGUAAUUCCUAGAGCUGUGAAGCAAAUUUUUGACAUAUUGGAAGCCCAGCAUGCUGAGUAUAAUCUGAAGGUUAGUUUCCUGGAGCUGUACAAUGAAGAGAUAACAGACCUUCUGGCUCCGGAGGAAUUAUCAAAAUUCGUUGAUGACAAAUCAAAGAAACCAAUAGCACUUAUGGAGGAUGGAAAGGGUGGAGUUCUUGUUAGAGGCUUGGAGGAGGAAAUAGUUUGUACUGCUGAUGAAAUUUAUAAGAUAUUAGAGAAAGGUUCUGCUAAAAGGCGAACAGCGGAGACCCUUCUUAACAAACAAAGCAGCCGUUCACACUCAAUAUUUUCUAUUACCAUUCACAUCAAGGAGUGCACCCCUGAAGGGGAAGAGAUGAUUAAAUGUGGGAAACUGAAUCUUGUUGAUUUGGCUGGUUCCGAGAAUAUCUCCCGCUCUGGUGCUAGAGAGGGAAGAGCAAGAGAAGCCGGUGAAAUCAACAAGAGUUUGCUUACUCUUGGUCGUGUAAUAAAUGCUUUGGUGGAACACUCUGGUCAUAUACCGUACAGGGACAGCAAAUUAACUAGGUUGCUUAGAGAUUCUUUGGGAGGAAAAACAAAGACGUGUGUAAUUGCAACAGUGUCACCUUCCAUACAUUGUCUUGAAGAGACGCUCAAUACUUUGGAUUAUGCUCAUCGUGCCAAAAAUAUAAAGAACAAACCAGAGAUCAAUCAGAAGAUGAUGAAAUCAGCAGUGAUGAGAGACCUGUAUUCUGAGAUUGACAGGCUGAAGCAAGAGGUAUACGCUGCUAGAGAAAAGAACGGAAUUUAUAUACCAAAAGAUCGAUAUCUACAGGAGGAAGCAGAGAAAAAGGCCAUGGCCGAGAAGAUAGAAAAGAUGGAACUUGAUUUAGAGUCCCGGGACAAGCAAUCUGCGGAGCUUCAGGAACUUUACAAGUCUCAACAGCAACUGUCAGCAGAUUUAACCAAUAAACUUGACAAAACUGAGAAAAAGCUGCAGGAAACUGAGCAUGCUUUGUCUGAUCUUGAAGAGCGGUUCAGACAGGCUAAUGCAACAAUAAAAGAAAAGGAGUACCUGAUAUCCAUUCUUCUUAAAUCUGAAAAAUCACUUGUCGACCGGGCUCUUGAGCUUCGAACAGAACUUGAGAAUGCUGCAUCAGAUGUCUCAAAUUUGUUUGCAAAGAUUGAGCACAAGGAUAAAAUUGAAGAAGGCAACAGAGUUCUAAUCCAGAAGUUCCAAAACCAGUUAACUCAACAACUUCACAUCUUGCAUAAGAAUGUGGCUACUUCAGCCACACAACAAGAGAAACAAUUAAAGGAGAUGGAGGAAGAUAUGAAAUCUUUUGUCGCCAAAAAGACAGAGGCCACUGAAGGGCUUCGAAACUGCUUGGAGAAGUUGAAAACUACGUAUGGUUCUGGUAUAGAAUCUUUGGACAGUUUAUCAGAAGAACUUGAUGGGAAUUCACAGUCUACUUUUGGUCACUUGAAUUCUCAAGUCUCUGAACAUUCUUCAGCUCGGAAUGAGCUAUUCAAAAACAUUGCUUCAGAGGCUGACACAUUGCUCAAUGAUCUUCAAGAUAGUCUCCACAGUCAAGAGAACAAACUUAGUGCUUUUGCAGAACAGCAACGCGAGGCUCAUCAAAGAUCCGUUAAGAGUACAAGAGCCAUCUCUCAAAUAACCGGAAACUUCUUUAAAACAUUAGAUUCACACGUGUCAAACUUGGGCCAGAUUGUGGAUGAAGCACAGAAUGUGAAUGAUCAGAAAUUAUCUGAUCUGGAAAAGAAGUUUGAGGAAUGUGCUGCCAAUGAAGAAAGACAACUCUUAGAGAAGGUGGCAGAGCUGCUUGCCAGUUCAAAUAUUAGGAAGAAACAAUUGGUUCAAGAAGCAGUCAAUGGCCUUCGUGAGAGUGCAGCCAGUAGAACUAACAGACUGCAACAGGAGAUGUCAACCAUGCAAGUUGCCACUGCCUCCGUUAAAGCAGAUUGGGAGAAUUACGUAGAGAAGGCAGAGAGCCAUUAUUUAGAGGAUAAUGGUGCUGUGGAGACUAGGAAGAAAGAAAUGAAUGCAGUUCUCCAGAACUGUUUGCAAAAGGCAAAAACAGGCGCACAACAGUGGAGUGAUGCCCAAGAAUCCUUGUUCAGCUUAGAAAAGAGCAAUUUGGACUCUGUUCAUGAAAUAGUCAGGUCGGGAAUGGAAGCCAACCAAUCCUUACGUGCACACUUUUCUUCUGCUGUAUCAUCUGUGCUUGAAGAUGCUGAUGUUGCAAGCAGAAAUUUCCUUUCCUCUAUUGAUCAUUCAUUGCAACUUGACAAUGAUGCACGCGAGAACCUUGAUUCACUGAUUGUUCCUUCAUGCGGGGAACUGAGGGAACUAAAUAGUGGACACCACCACAAGAUAGUGGAGAUCACUGGCAAUGCAGGAAAAUGCCUACUAGAAGAUUACGUGGUUGAUCAACCAUCAUCCUCAGCACCAAACAAGAGAGCAUACAAUCUUCCAAGCAUUGCUGCCAUUGAAGAACUUAGAACUCCAGCUUUUGAGGAGCUGCUGAAGUCGUUCUGGGAUUCAAAAUCAUUAAAGCAAGCAAAUGGAGAUGUAAAGCAGCAUCUACUUGAGGCUGCAUACUCGUUAAAAGAUUCUAGGCAUCCCCUCACUGCUAUUAACUAA
Messenger RNA from Oldenlandia corymbosa var. corymbosa, 3138 nucleotides. Lineage: Eukaryota; Viridiplantae; Streptophyta; Magnoliopsida; Gentianales; Rubiaceae. The record is from the annotation of a GenBank genome assembly.